Molecule: messenger RNA, 2731 nt
Organism: Oldenlandia corymbosa var. corymbosa
Lineage: Eukaryota; Viridiplantae; Streptophyta; Magnoliopsida; Gentianales; Rubiaceae
Source: the annotation of a GenBank genome assembly
GGUUAAUUAAAAAUAUACAGUCUAGAAAUUAGAUGAUUAUUUUGAGAAGAAAUCAAAUUUGAUGACAAUAUGAAAAGUGCCAAAUUGUUUUGUAGAAGAACUAGAUCAGGUUUGAUAAAAUCUUUGAAUGGUAGGAUUUAAGUUGGAAUUGUGGUGAGUUUCUAUUAAAUCAACAUUUCGACGCAGCGAAUGAAAAUAGUUUAUUCUGAUUUAUUAUAUCUACUAGUCAUUCUGUUUCUAGUGAAAGGGUUAAUUGACUGAUUUAAUAUCAACACUUUUAAAACAUGCACAAUUAUAUAGUAUACUGUAUUAUACCAUGUACAAAUACUUCCCCAAAAUAAUUGUACUGUCAUAUAUGUAUUAUUUUAGGUGUCACAUCAAUCACUGAUUAUGUAAGGAAGUUAUGGUAUUAUUAUUUCUCUUAAAAAAUUACUAAUAAUGUAGUACGUACUUAUGAAUAAUUUCUAAUCUCUAUUUCGGGUCCAAGGGUUUGUUCCAUUCCACGUGUAUAUAUAUAGAAGACAUAUAAAUACAAACACACUUUAACCAAUCAACUAAAUUCAAAUUCCCACUCAAAAAAUUUCAGUUAUAUUCAGUGUUAUAUAUAGCAGUUGCUCAGUCUUCAUGUCAAUCUUCUAGUACACUAGAGUGAGUGUGUCUCUUUAUUAGUCUAAAUAAAAAUUCUCUUUCGUUUUUUUGAAGAAUUCUCAUGCCCUCCCGCUCUCUCCUCCUAAACAUCCAUUUUUACCACCUAAAAUUCCUAAAAGAGAUUUAAUCUCAAAAACUCAUCACAAAGGCCGUUAAUUUCCACACGAUUUGGAUAAGACCUUCCAAAUCCAUUCCAACAAUUUAGGAUCUUAAGAUUUCUCUCUAAUCCAUAUACCCUCGUUGGUUUUAAUUUGUUGCAGAUAAGGUUUUGAACAUGUUUUUCAUUACCUCGGCCUAAUCCUUAAACACUCUACAGAUCGAUUCGCAACAUCCACCAAGUCCACUUAUUUUGGGUCAACAGCAAAAAAAUAUACAUACCUUUAUUUAUAAAUACUUUGCAUGAGUAAUAUAUAUAUAUAUAGUACCCAUUUUCCAAUCUUAGUGAUCAAACCAUAUUAUAUAUAUUGUAUGAAGAAGCAGUGAGAUAAGAAGUAGUAGUAGUAAAUGGAGUUUAGAAGUGAAGAAAUUGAAGGGAAAAGAAUUCAUGACCUUUUUGUUCAUCAAGGCAAGAUGAACAAUAGAAGGCUAUGGGUUCCAGGACCAGUGAUAGUAGGUGCUGGACCUUCUGGAUUAGCUGUGGCUGCUUGCCUUAAAGAGAAAGGUGUCCCAAGCUUAAUACUUGAAAGGUCUAAUUGCAUUGCCUCAUUAUGGCAGCUCAAAACUUACAAUAGGCUUAGGCUUCACCUUCCAAAGAGUUUUUGUGAGCUGCCCUUUUUGCCAUUCCCAAAUGAUUUCCCUACUUACCCCACAAAGCAACAUUUCAUCACUUACUUGGAAUCAUACGCCAAGCAUUUCGACUUGGAGCCGGCGUUUAAUCAGGAAGUCGUGGCGGCCGAAUUCGAUAAGGAAUGCGGGUUUUGGAGGGUUAGGAGUAAAGGGUUGAAAGUGAUGGAGGAAAUUGAGUAUGUGUGUCAAUGGUUGAUUGUUGCCACCGGGGAGAAUGCUGAAGAAGUGGUUCCUGGUUUUGAAGGAAUGGAUGAGUUUUUAGGUCCAAUUAUUCAUACCAGUGCUUAUAGAAGCGGUGAUUGCUUUCAAGGGAAGUCGGUUUUGGUGGUUGGUUGUGGAAACUCUGGCAUGGAGGUUAGUUUGGACCUCUGCAACCAUAAUGCUCACCCAUCCCUUGUGGUCAGGGAUUCCGUGCACGUUUUGCCUCAGGAGAUGAUGGGAAGAUCUACUUUUGGACUGUCGAUGCAGUUACUCAAGUGGUUGCCGGUGCAGGUUGUGGAUCAAAUCUUACUGUUAAUGUCUCGGAUCAUGCUCGGAAACACGGCCCGAUUCGGGCUGACCCGCCCCAAGAUUGGUCCCCUCGAGCUCAAAAACAUCACCGGAAAGACACCCGUGUUGGAUGUUGGGACGCUUGCCCGGAUCAGAUCCGGAAAUAUAAAGGUGGUCCGGGGAAUAAAGAGAUUAAUGCGUAAUGCAGUCGAAUUUGUUGAUGGGAUGGUUGAAAAUUUUGAUGCAAUUAUCUUAGCUACUGGUUAUAAAAGCAACGUACCCACCUGGUUGAAGGAAAAUGAUUUGUUCUCGGCUAAAGAUGGGUUCCCGAGCCGACCUUUUCCGGAUGGAUGGAAAGGCCAAAACGGGUUGUACGCCGUGGGUUUCACGAAGCGGGGCCUACUCGGUACCUCCUUGGACGCCCGGCGGAUCUCCGACGACAUCGAGAAACAGUGGAAAGUCAAGGCGGUUCAGUUCACAGCCACAUCCAGGACUUCUCAUUGAAUUUUCCAGCCAACCAAUCAGUCAAGUUGAACCAUAUGCAUCAUGUCGUCGACCUUUUGUAAAUGACUAGUGUGUGACUGUGUGUAAAUAUUUCUAGACUUAAUUAGGUUAAUUGAUAGCCUAGGGCAGUCACAUUUGGGCAAGUAGAUUGCUAUUUCUUUUAUAGGAUCUAGUGCAUUUUUCGUUUUUCCAAUUUUUUUUUUUUUUUGCUGAUGCAAUUGCAAGUAUUAGACCUUAAUUACUAAACUUGAUGCACCACAUCAAGAUGAUGUUAAAGUUUUGCAAUUAUAUUUUUAUCUAUCGC